Messenger RNA from Rana temporaria (common frog), 1850 nucleotides. RefSeq names its product forkhead box protein D1-like. The coding region runs from base 562 to 1464 and encodes 300 amino acids. Gene Ontology annotation, biological process: cell differentiation; anatomical structure morphogenesis; regulation of transcription by RNA polymerase II. Gene Ontology annotation, molecular function: RNA polymerase II cis-regulatory region sequence-specific DNA binding; DNA-binding transcription factor activity, RNA polymerase II-specific. NCBI's taxonomy places the organism in Eukaryota, Metazoa, Chordata, Amphibia, Anura, Ranidae. The transcript is spliced from 3 exons. The record is from RefSeq and is a predicted model, not a curated record.
CCCAAAGCAGCCUCAGGGCAAGCAGCCUACCGGUAGAUGUCCCGGGAUCCCGGUAGGCCAGUCCAGCCCUGCAUAGAUGUCAAUAAAAAUUUGGAAGAGGUUCUAAUCCCUUAUCGCCACUCUAUCUAAAAACAAAAAAAAGGAAACGUUUUUGCCUUUACAUAGAAUCAAAUUAUUUUACAUUAAUACAGAGAUUGUUUUACUACAGUGAAACACUCUGUAAAAGUGAAGGUAUUUGGUUAUCUGCUGUGCUGAUUACUGUCCACUUAAUAUGUUUUGGCAUAAGUAUGUUCAGUUUGUGGAACAUCAAGGUGGAUAUGUGGCUUUGUGUUUGGCUUGUGCAUUAAUCAUGUUAUUUGCAGGAUUAGAGUGCAAAUCCUCACAGAAUAAGACUUAAAAGGAUAAACAGGCACACUUAUCAGUAGGGGUAAUGUGCUUCUAUUGCAUGAAGAACAGCUAUAAAGACAGUUAGGUGUCAAACAUCUAGCUGGACAGAAAGAACCCACCUGGAAUACAAAUAUAACGAAUCUCGGCACUUAAUAUAGAGAACUUGCUGAAAUAAUGUCCUCUUCUGUAAAUACUACUGGAGCUUCUUUUCUCAUAGAAGCAUUGAUGGGUUGGACAUCACAGCCGGAAGAGCGAGAAAUGCGGAAUUUUGGAACCCUACCUAGCCAAGACAAAUCUGAAGAAAGGUUAUACUCAAAUACAGGACUAAGGUCAAGACAGUCAGAAGAAAAGGACAAAAUGGUUAAACACCAUACAAGACAGAACACACUGAAGCCAGAGGUUAAUGAUAAAAGGGAAAGUGUGAAUCCCAAUAUCAUCAGCCAAUCAGAGACAGGUACACAGUCAUCUGCUAGCAUCUCACCUGAAGAGAAAAUUCUAACAUGUUGUCAGUUAAAACAAAAGACUGUACAUUCUGAAAAUAAUCAACACGAAGAAAAGAAUAAUCUUGAAAAACCCAACCAAUCGUACAUAGCUCUAAUUUCAAAAGCUAUCUUGUCCACUCCAGAAAAAAGGCUGCAAUUAAGUGAUAUAUAUCAGUGGAUCAUGGACACUUACCCAUAUUACCACAACCAGGACAAAAGCUGGAGAAAUAGUGUCCGUCAUAAUCUUUCCUUAAAUGAGUGCUUCAUUAAGGCAGGACGUAGUGAUAAUGGAAAAGGGCAUUACUGGACUGUUCAUCCUGCCAACAUGGAGGCUUUUUCUCAAGGAGAUUAUCAGCGUCGCAGGACUAGAAGACGUAUCCGUAGGGUGUCUUCUGUGCUUGGAUGUUCACCUCACUUACCCCUCUGCAAUCUGCCUUGCGCUAACCAAAGGUUUUGCAUCUGGUGCCCUUCUCUCCAUGUGCAUUCCAGUCUUAAUCAAAUGUGGUCUUUAGUGGAAAAUGUUCAGCACCAAUCGCAAAGGUCUCUUGCUGUACCAAUUAUUUGGCCUUGGCAUCAGCUUUCUCCUUACAUAUAAGAUUCUAAAAAGUUAUAUUGAAUCUCAAAACUUAAUUCUAAAUUUGAUUCAUUAUGGUAAACAUAUCAAAUAUUUAUUUUAUGUAGCUUUACAUGUGUAACAUUUUCAAUACAUUUUUAAUAUAUGUACUUCACAUAGAGCACUGAAGAGUUUGCACAAACUGCUAAAAUGAAAGCAUUUUGGCACGCAUAUGAUGGAAGAUGCAAAAUAACUGUUGGGUGUUGAAUGUGUGAAUUACCAUGUAUACCAGUCUGAGCAAGGUUGACCUUAACUUUAUAAGAGUGCAUAUCAUGAGUGCCUAUUUAAGAAAAUGACAUGUAUGUAGGCUGACAUUGCUGCCCUUCCUAUUAAAAUGCUACAACGUAGCUGUGUGGCUUUGGUUUUAA